UACGUCAUCAGCUCGCGCCGACAUUGCCACCCGCGCCAUUCUAACCAGCGUGUGUUUCCAUCUCUUGUUACGUUUUCACUGGCAGAAGUUCCACAGCAGCCGCUGUUACAAACACUGAUUUCGUUUUCUACUUGUUAUCUACCGGAUAUAUCCAGAUAUGGAUAUGGACAGUGCCAGCUCUGUGGUGCUGCAGACCCUGACCCAAGCUACCAGUCAGGACACGGCUGUGCUGAAGCCUGCAGAGGAGCAGCUCAGGCAGUGGGAGACCCAGCCUGGCUUCUACUCAGUCCUACUUAAUAUCUUCAACAACCACGUGCUGGAUGUGAAUGUCAGGUGGCUCGCUGUGCUGUACUUCAAAAAUGGCAUUGACCGGUACUGGAGGAGAGUGGCCCCUCAUGCAUUGUCAGAAGAGGAGAAGACUUCGCUGCGUGCUGGUCUUAUCACAAACUUCAAUGAGCCCGUCAAUCAGAUAGCGACUCAGAUCGCUGUGCUGAUAGCCAAGGUGGCCCGUCUGGACUGCCCCAGGCAAUGGCCGGAUCUCAUUCCAAUUCUGCUGGAGUCUGUGAAGGGUCAGGAUGGCCUGCAGCAGCACAGAGCACUGCUAACCUUCUAUCACGUCACCAAAACACUGGCAUCCAAACGUCUGGCACAAGACAGGCGUCUUUUCCAAGAUCUGGCGUCAGGCAUCUACAGCUUUGCCUGCUCCCUGUGGAGUCAUCAUACCGACUGCUUCCUGCAGCAAGUCUAUGCCAGAGAUGAGGCUGCAGCGCUCAACUCACUGGAGAGGACGCUGCUCUCUCUUAAAGUGCUUCGCAAAUUGACAGUUCAUGGAUUUCAAGAGCCACAACAAAAUAUGGAAGUAAUGGGUUUCUUGAAUGCCGUGUUUGAAAGGCUAAAACAGUUCCUGGAAUGCUGUCGACAGGUUGGGUCAGAGAGUGUAUGCAGGGAAAAACUGGAAAAAACUAUCAUACUCUACACAAAAGUUCUACUGGAUUUCCUGGAGUACCAUCCCUAUGCAUUCAUACCCCUAAUCCAGCGCUCUCUGGAGUUUGCUGUUAGCUACGUUUUCACACCUGCUGGAGAAGGAGUGACCUUUGAACGCUUCAUCGUUCAGUGCAUGAAUCUUAUCAAGAUGAUCGUAAAGAACGAUGCCUAUAAACCAGCCAAAAACAUUGACGACAGCAAACCAGAGAGUCUAGAAGCUCACAAGAUCAAGACGGCCUUCUUCACUCACCCCACGCUGACGGAGAUUGGGCGCCGGCUUGUCUCGCACUACUUCCUUCUCACAGAGGAAGAGCUGACGAUGUGGGAGGAGGACCCUGAGAGCUUUGCUGUUGAAGAAGCUGGCGGUGACUCUUGGAAGUACAGUCUACGGCCCUGCACGGAGGUUUUGUUCCUGGACAUCUUCCACAACUACAGCCAGACCCUGACACCGGUUCUGCUGGACAUGGUUCAGAACCUGCAGGGCCCAACUGAUGUGGAGGAUCGUGUUCAGUUGCUAAUGAAGGACGCAGUGUACAAUGCAGUGGGUCUGGCUGCAUAUGAACUGUUUGACAGUGUGGACUUUGAUCAGUGGUUCAAGAAUCAGCUGCUUGGAGAGCUUCAAGUUACCCAUCACAGGUACAAGUUGAUUCGUAGACGAGUCAUCUGGUUAAUAGGGCAGUGGAUCUCUGUCAAGUUCAAAUCUGACCUCCGACCUUUGCUCUAUGAGCUUAUUCUGGGCCUCAUGCAGGAUCCUGACCUGGUGGUGCGGAUUGAAACAGCUACGACACUAAAAUUGACUGUUGAUGACUUUGAGUUCAGGACAGAGCAAUUCCUCCCGUACUUGGAGUCCAUCUUCGGGCUGCUCUUCCAGUUGUUACAGCAGGUGACGGAGUGUGACACUAAAAUGCAAGUUCUUCACGUCAUCUCCUGUGUGAUCGAGAGAGUAAACAUCCAGAUCCGGCCUUACGCAGGCUGUCUGGUUCAAUACCUGCCCUUGCUCUGGAAGCAGUCGGAAGAACACAACAUGCUUCGAUGUGCCAUACUUACUACACUCAUCCACCUUGUUCAGGGCCUUGGGGCAGAGAGCAAGAACCUUUACCCUUUCCUUCUUCCUGUCAUCCAACUGAGCACCGACGUUACCCAGCCACCACACAUCUACUUGCUAGAGGAUGGACUGGAGCUGUGGUUGGUGACUUUGGAGAACAGCCCAGCCAUCACCCCAGAGCUGCUCAGAAUUUUCCAGAACAUGUCAGCUUUGCUUGAGUUGAGCGCAGAGAAUCUCCGUACCUGCUUCCAGAUUGUUAAUGCCUACAUAUACCUGGCUGCCACGGAGUUCCUUCAGAACUAUGGGGAAUCGUUGUGUCGGUCCUUUUGUGAUCUGCUAAAGGACAUCACAAAUGAAGGACAGGUCCAGGUGCUGAAGGUGGUUGAAAUAGCUUUAAAGGUUAGCCCCGUGCUGGGGACCCACGUGUUCCAGUCCCUUCUGCCAGCUGUCUUCAGAGGUAUAGUGGAUGGCGAGCGAUACCCGGUGGUGAUGUCCACCUACCUUGGCAUCAUGGGCCGUGUGCUGCUCCAGAACGCUGGCUUCUUCUCCUCUUUGCUCACUCAAAUGGCUUCUGAGUGCAGCCAGGAGAUGGACCAGUUGUUGGGCAGUGUGAUAGAGAUCUGGGUCGACCGCAUGGACAACAUCACUCAGCCUGAAAGGAGGAAGUUGUCGUCUCUGGCUCUGCUUUCUCUGCUCCCGUCUGACAACAGUGUGAUCCAGGACAAGUUCUGUGGCAUCAUCAGCAUUUCUCUUGAAGCUCUGCAUGAUGUGAUGACAGAGGAUCCAGAAACGGGCACGUACAAGGACUGCAUGCUGAUGAGCCAUUUUGAAGAACCCAAGCUAAGUGAAGAAGAGGAGCCCCCAACUGAGCAGGAUAAGAGGAAGAAACUUUUGGCCCUGGAGGACCCGGUGCAUAGCGUCUCUCUCCAGCAGUUUGUCUACGACAAGCUAAAGGCUCAGCAAGCGCUGCUGGGGGACGAGAGCUUCGGCGCCCUGAUGGAGACUGUGGAUACGGAGCUCGUUCGGCAACUCCAGGAGUUUCUUCAAGGCCUCUGAGUCACAUCUACAGUCCCUCACCACCUUAGCAGAGCUCUACUGAUGUUUUGAAAUGAAAUAAAAAAAAGGCUAACAAUCUGCCUUAUCCAGACCCUCCCAACCCCCACCCAUGCUAUGCCUUAUCUGUAUCCACAUCUAACCUCGCCAGCUGCCCUUAGCUAACCCGCCCUGUCCAACUCUCUCUCGCAUCUUAUUUUUUUAUGAAUAGGAUUUCCGCGGGUGCUUAAAUCUGUUUAAAGCACCCUCACAUCACACUAGAGCUUCCACUUACUUCUUCUAGUUUCUGAAUUUUUCAUGGUUUUAAAAUUGGUGGGUGGUUUGAGGAUUGAAACUGAACUGUUGGGAAGUUUAGGACAAAGAUCUGCAAGUGCUAGACUUCAGCUUUUUUGUUUUAAUGUGUGGGAAUAACAUCACAGGUUGUAGCAAAAAGCAUGAGCAAAACAUCUAUCUGAAGGACCGAAACAAGUGUUUACAGUGUUAAUUCUUAAAUGAGGAAACAGAAAUGUAAUUUUGUACGUAUGUAAAGUAAGGGUCAUGAUCUGCAUGAUGAUAUUUUUUUAUUUUACUUUAGGAGGAAAGUGACUACUGAGAGAACGAUGGCUUUUUUUCCCUUUAUUAUUAAAUUCAGUUGGUGGGAUUUUUAAGUGAUUUGUAAGAGUGCUGACGCACAUUUCUAUGUAUAUACCGUACGUACUGCUGCUAAUAGAUGGUGUGUCAGAGCACUUUAAUAACCAAAAACUGUUUUGCAUUUCUUUCUCGUUUUCACACCUCACAAAACUGAAGUUGCAUUAACAUCUUAGGAGUUUUUGGCAUUUCACUCAUCUUAGGGCAACAUCUCCAGUCUUAAUGCUAACGCCAGACGCUUUUAGUUUCAUCGGUUCCUGACUUGAUGAAUUCUGACCCGUUUGCCUAUUUAAUAGUCACUUAGUCACGGUGACGAGUCUUGUAGGGGAAAGCUGUUACUGCUCAUCUCGGGCUUGUUUUUAGGUGGAAAUUAAUGCUCGAUCACUGAUUUGAAAAGGAGAGAACCUGUUUAAGUUGUAGAUUUUUCCAAAUCGGUUAUUAACUUUUUACAUACAGGUGAAUAAAGUUCUCGCUCUUCAGUUGCGGGUGGUCAGCAUCCCUGGGGAGAUGAAGAAGAUCCUGAAUCCAGGGCUGUGUUUAAAAUGUUUGCUCACUCACUACAUGGUGUACACUAUAUACAGGUUAUCUGCAGGUCCUUAAAGAGCAAGUCACCCCCAAAUCAACUUUUUUUUCUGAUAAACUAUAUAAAUGUGUGUCUAAUCGUGCUGCAGACACAUGUAGUCAACAAUUUGGCACUUCAGUGCAUCUUAGUUAAAAUUUAAAUAUUCUGCCUAAAACUAUCAGUGUUGUGCCGUUGUCAGGUAAAAACUCUGCACUGUAUUUGAAUUUAAAUCUGACACCACUAUUGGCUAAGAGGUAUGCUAUGAUGUAAACUGGUACAUUAUGAUGUCACAAUGCUGUCGUGAACCUGUGUGUGUGCGUAUUUGUUAGCAGCAGGGGCGGCGUUAGGCCCGGCUACUUGGGCUGAAGCCCCGGAUCUUUCAUGAUAAGCCCCGGAUCUAAAUCGCGGAAGUAACAUGCAGUACCAAAGUCCAACAGAGAGGGCGUUGUUGGCAGUAGUUUGUAUACAGCCUGCCUGAGCCUCCACCACUGAAGAAGAAGCCCUUCAGCAGCCGGCUUCUUCUACAGUCUCUGCCUGAAACACAUGAGUGAAGAUGGACAUAAGGACGUUUUUUAGACCAGAAGUACAAUGACAGAACCCCAGCUUUGAUGAGACUGGUGCUGACUCAGGUUUGUGAGUCUUAUUAGAAAAUAUUUGUUGUGCUGCUGGUUUGCCUAAAGUUAGCUUACUAUCAGGUAAAGUUGAUGGAGAAAGAAAGGGAAUAUUUACUAUCAUCUCACACUAAACACUAACAGGAACAAUACUCUGUCCUGAAAAUGCUUAAUAUGUAGCUUCAGAUUAAAAAUUAUGUGGUACAAGACAAAUAUAUAUACAUAUAUGAUGUUGACUAGUGCGUGUCACGUGUGUGUGUGUGUGUGCGCGCGCGCGUGUGUUAAGCCCCGGAUCUUCUUCAGUCCUAAAUCCGCCCCUGGUUAGCAGCUCCGCCCUCUCGGUCUGCUAGGCAACGGCAUUUGUUGCAUUUUUCAAACAUGAAGUGUUUAGACUCUGGUAGGGGGUGACUUGCUCUUUAAAAAGUCUUAAAUUAGCUUUUCCAAAUUUAAGGCCUUAAAAAUCCUUACAAAUGACAAAUAAUCCUUAAAUACAGUUUUCAAAGGUCUUAAAUUACCAAAGAUCCAAUAAACAAGAUUAUUUUGUUUUCCUGAAUUUCUAGUUAGUCUUCAGCAUUUUUUGUGUAUGAUAUUGGCGUAAGCGGAACCGUACACAUUCAGUUGGUUGUGAAAGGGGGCUAUUUUUAGAUGAGCACAUUAGCUGGUUAAGCUAGUGGGAGCUUGCGCCAUGGGGAAGUGCAAGUUUAAUGGUAGCUCAAUGGCUAAUUAGCACCGGUUCCAGGCAAUAGCUGGAAAUUAUAGCUUAAAUUUAAUUUUAAAAAUAGCUUAAAUUUGGUCAAAGUGGCCUUAAAAAAGGUCUUAAAGUCUUAAAUUUGGCUCCCUUAAACCUGCAGAUACCCUGUAUAUAGGUAUACCUUAUAGGGGGCAAAUGGUGGGACAGUGGCCUAUCAAAUGCCUUUAUUUGUACAACUGGUUUUGCUUUAAUCAGUUUUAAAGCAGUAACACUGGCAAAUGAUCAAGUUGUCAAACAAAAUUCAACGAAUGAUGAAAUGCUCUGUUAAAAUUAUAUUUGGCAGUUUCUAGAGGUUUGAUUUGUCCAAAAUUUUGCAGGUUAGUUUCCUUAAUAACAAGCUUUGAAUUGUUUCUUCAUAAAACAGCAGCGUUUACAGUUGCAACGUGCAUAUAUCAUCUAAAUCCGGUCAAAUCACAUUAAAACAGUCAGAAUGUGACUCAUUUUUUUUACGUUGCGGUCUUUACACCUUUAAUGUUUGACAACAGUCAUUUUAAACACGUUUCCCUGAGUCCUGCAGCGCAGCCAGAGGAGGCGACCGGACAUAUUACAGCUCAGCCUAGAAAUCCAUCAGCAUUUCCAACGACUUAAACAAUCACUUUAGCUGUUAGGGUGCUCUGUCGGCUCUGGUCGCAGUGUUGGAUGCAGUGGAGAACAUAUCAACGCUACUUAAAUGAUACCAAAACAAAAGCACGGUAAUAAUUUCCAACACAGAUAAUGAAAGAGUGGACAUUUCAAACACAGAUCAAAGAUACUUUAUUAAUCCCAGAGGGAAAUUAGAGUUUCAGAGAUCAGACACACAUGGGCAAGACACAUGACAAGAAUUGGUGACUGUGGUCAUUCGCAACCCUGAGUCACGCUACCUUAAUAGAGAUAAGAGGGUUGGGGCAGCAGUAGCUCAACAGAUUGAGCGGGUUGUCCAGUAAUCGGAAAGUUGCAGGUUCGAUCCCGGCUCUGGACAGAGAAUUCUGCUGUUGUGUCCUUGGGCAAGACACUUAACCCACCUUGCCUGCUGGUGGUGGUCGGAGGGACCGGUGGCGCCAGUGCUCGGCAGCCGUGGCUACAUCGUAGCUCAUCACCAUUAGUGUGUGAAUGGGUGAAUGAUACACUGUAGUGUAAAGUGCUUUGGAGUCCUUACUCUGAGAGGCGCUAUACAAGUGCGGGUCAUUUAUCAUUUACAUGAGGAUUGGUUCAGGUGGAGGGAAAAAAGGCACUUCAGAGUUACCCUCCACCGGAAGGGCACCUUUGCUCUGCAAAAAAACACCUCAGACAGAUAUGCAACAGACUUCAGACAACACAACAUAAGUGUCCACUAGGUGGGGUGGUGGGUUGGGACUAUCCCCACUUCAGUUCCUGCAGCCACGAUAAGCAGCGCAUGUCACCUCAGUGUG
This is a messenger RNA of Nothobranchius furzeri (turquoise killifish), 7021 nucleotides long. RefSeq names its product importin 11 (gene ipo11). Gene Ontology annotation, molecular function: small GTPase binding. Gene Ontology annotation, cellular component: nuclear envelope; cytosol. Gene Ontology annotation, biological process: protein import into nucleus. The record is from RefSeq and is a predicted model, not a curated record. NCBI's taxonomy places the organism in Eukaryota, Metazoa, Chordata, Actinopteri, Cyprinodontiformes, Nothobranchiidae.